This is a messenger RNA of Moneuplotes crassus, 1941 nucleotides long. The record is from the annotation of a GenBank genome assembly. Lineage: Eukaryota; Ciliophora; Spirotrichea; Euplotida; Euplotidae.
AUGAACAAUUUGAAGCCAUCCCAAUUGGAUAUCAAAAGAAACUACUGAAAAAAUAAAAGGAAAAAUUUUGGAAAUCAAUCCGCCAAAUAAUAUGAGCCAAGUUGUUCAAAAUAAUAUCAUCAAAUCUCUCGAUAAACUAAAAAAGGAAAUUAAGAUUCAUAAUGAAGAUAUUGCUACAAAACAGCUAACGCUAAAUAAAACUGCUAGUUAUUGUCAACAAGUGGUAGAAAAAGUAAAGGGAAUCUUUCAAGAAAAUAAAUUGGCUUCAGACUUGAUCAUUGAGUGUGAAGAUAAAAUUAAUGGCACUAUGUCAUUGAUAAAAGAAAAUAGAGAGAAAAAUAUUUUGCCUAAAAGUGAAAACAAGCCAGAUUCGAGAGAUACACAAUCAUUUUAUAACAAAUUUGAAAGAGAAAACAGAUUUGGGCUUUCUAUAUCUAAUCAAGAGCAAGAAGAAGCUAAGCUAUCAGAGUCGAAUGAUAGAACAUCUAAUCAAAUAAAAAGAAUUUCGGAUAACAAAGCACAAUUUUUAAUUUGGAGCUCUCUUGAGUUAAGAGUAAAAGGAUAUGAGUCUAUUUUACUGCAAGAAAAGAAAAAAUUAACAGAAAAUUUCCAAAAGUAUUGAAAUUCAUCAGUUAGUACCAAACAUCAGGACUGAUGAAUAGAGUUAAAAACUCAAAAUAAUAUUGAAUAUCAGAUGACCAGCGCAACUGUCAUUCCAUUUAAUGAACAGUUGAGAAUUCAAUACCUCGAUAAUGAGUAUAAAGAAUUAGUUUCAAAUGCUGGUAAAGAACUUACAGAAGCUUGCACAAAAUACAAGAACCAGCAUUUCAGACUUAGGACAGGAUUAGCAACUGUUUUUCCUGCAGGAAAUUUAGAGUUCAACAACAUAAUAGCAGCUGUACCUCCAAUUACUAAUAACGAAAGUGUACCUCAACUACUUGAGAAAGUUAUUCUUUCAAUUCUUGACAUUAUGCUUGACCAUGAAUUUCAAUCUAUAAUGAUUCCAACUUUCUGUACUGAAGACUCUGAAAUCUCAGAGGAACAAUAUAUUGCAAUCUUACUAAAGACACUCAAAGAAUACAUAGAUGAAAAUGAGCAAGAAAUGAGAGGAAAAAGAAUAGGUAGAUUUUAGUCAUUUCAUAGUUUACAUGGCAAUUUCUAAAAUAUUAAUAUAGUGAUAUGAUUUAAAACAUUGCCUCUCCCAGAAAGAGAUGAGCAAUUAGAUUCAUUAGUGAAGAAAUAUUCCAAAAGAGUCCUAAAGAUAGAGAAAACUAAAAUUCAAAGAGAAGAUAAGGGUAUAGAAUCAUCAAAGGGUGAAAAAUACUAUCAAGACUCAAGAGAGGAAACAAAGGAUGAGAAAGUAGAGCUCUCAAACUGUGAUUCUCCAAUACCUUCAAAACAAGCCGACGAUCUUGAAAAUCAAAUAAUUCUCCUUCAAGAGAAAAAGCAACAAUUACAAGAACAAAUUACCUCACUAAAGAGUGAAAUAAGCCAACUGGAACAGAAGAAAAAAUUUAUAUUAGAAGAGUCCUUCAACGAAACUACAAGAGACCGCAGAGAUCAAGAAGAUCUAGACCAAGAUCCAAAAGCUGAUAUCUCCGCAACUACUGGCAAUGAAUAUCUUCAAAAGGAAAAUAUCGAGUUAGAACAUAACUGCGAGGAACUAAAAGAAAAAUAUUUAAAAUUAAAAGCAAAGAAAAAAGAAAUUAAAAAGAAAAAUAUAGAACUUGAGAAUAAAAAUACAGAGCUUAAGAACACUAAUGCCCAAUUAGAAAAGCAGAUCGAGAAAGAUAUUGAAGAAUAUAAUGAGCUUGUCAAGCGAUAUGAGAAAUAUAGAAACAGAUGUCGAGCAUAUAAAUCAAAGGAAGAAAGUAAAGGAAUUCCAAAAGUUCCAAGAAAACUUAGCAGGGACCAUUCUCACCCUCCUGUACUCUAAUUAUA